ACGUACAUUGUGAAGGUUUUUCUAAUAUUAUAACUCACCCUACAUUAGAAAUGUCACAGAAUUAGUCUCCUGUUCCAUGCUUCUGCUUAAAUAUCUACGUAGUCUGACACAAGUCUGAAUGGUUGUUCAACUGUUAGACCUUCCUCCUGCUGUGCUGCUUGCUAUAUGCCCAGUGAGAUGCUGGCUAGUAUUUGCCAAAGGCAGACUCUUUUUUCCUGACGAGCACCUUGUAUGACCAGCAACACCUGCAGCGAAAGGGUAUCCUUGCAAACUUCCCUGGUGGCAGAACUUGGGUGGGAUGUUUGCCAUGAUGAUGGCAGGACAACAUAUGCCCAUUCUUCAUUUACCAGGAAAAGUUUUACCUGAAGUUUGGCAAACACCCUCAAGUCAUUCUUAACACUUGACAGGCAUUAAGUUAAAAAAAGAAAGAGUUUAUUACAAAUCUUAAGAAGAUAUUGAAUUUAUUUGGAGAUACAGAGAAAUAUCUCACUAUACAGCUAUCUUUUGUUGUGGUUUGGCUGCAGAGUGGUUUCUAUGUUCUUCUGCAGUAGCUGACGCUUGAGUCUAGAACACUUUGCUGAGCUCCCACCAAGAUCUAGGUUCCAGUCCUAUAGCCAAGCUUCACACUUAGGUCAAUGGCUUACAUCAAAGUGUCCCUUUAUAUAUACUCUCUUUCAGUGUAAAUACAGUAACUGCUUAAAAGUCCUCAUAACUGAUCAUGACACCAACUCACACCUUAACUCAUCUUCUACACUGAUGGACUGCGUGCGACACAGCUUCAGUCUUUGUUAUGGAGAGAUGUCUGCAGGCUGCCCCUCCUUCUAAAGCAAUCUUUUUGUUCAAUGUGAAUUCAAAACAGAGGCUGCCUCAAUAUUUAACCUGACUAAAGGAACCAUUUACCUAUUUUUAAAGGUCUUUGCUGACUGACAAGAGUGCUUAUGUUUUUUAAGCCGCUGUAUAAGCACAUCAUAUUUUGUAUCAGUCAUAUGGAAAACAAUAUUUUGUACAAACGUGAGAACUGUAAAUACAGGUCAGUGUCAGCCCUCAUUAAAAACAAAGCGUAUUAGCAAAUGAAUGCAGUCAGAGGUAACUGUGCUUAAGAGGAUAGCCCCUGAAAAAGCCUGCUAUGUUUGGGAUAAUAUGAAACGCAUCCUCAGAGUUUUUUGGCACACUGCUUCUCCUUCCCUCCUUCUUUUCCUUCUUUUCCUUCUUGUCCUCUUUCCUUCUUUCUGUUUUUCAUUCCUAUUGCAGACCAGGUGGUUUGGGAUUCACAAAUAUUAUUGUAAUUCACAAAUAUUAUUGUAAUAUUAUUGUAUUAUUAUUGUAGGUAAAGGGAAAGCCUAUAGUUUUCAAUGCAUGGGCCAUUCACUGUGCGCAGGAUGUGGAGCCACUGCUCCCUAAUAGGAAGAGGAUUCCCAUAGCUAUCCAGACGCAGAGUGGUGCCUCCAGGCCCUCUGUGCCUCCCACGUGGAUCAGAUCAGCUAGCCUGACGCAGGGGUGUGAACUCUAUGUAAAAUCUAAAAAGCGAAAGUAGCAAAGCUACUCGUGUGAAUGCAUUAUGUCCUCCUUAAUAAAGACUGCCUCAGUCAGGAUAGCGGAGCUGUCUGCAAAAACGUCAAGCAAACAUCUGCAAAACGUUGCCUUUCUUCCUGAAGAUGUGGAAGGAAAAGUCCUCCUGCCACGUGCCAAUAUCUUUACAGCGUUCUUUUGAAGAUGUACUUCAAAUGGAUAUUUUUAGAGAUCAAUGUUGGUCUUGGGGAAUAAUUGAAGCAUAGCAGUAGUACUUGGGGUGUAUAGAAGUCUUACGCUCAAUGAGAUCUCUUGACUUCAAUACUAGAACACAGAUUACAAGGGAAGCAAUCAGUCGUGUUUGUGAAGCUGUGCCUGGUGCCAAAGGAGCCUUCAAGAAACGAAAGCCACCAAGCAAAGUUCUUUCUAGCAUCUUGGGAAAGAGCAAUCUACAGUUCGCAGGAAUGAGCAUAAUGCUGAACAUCUCUACCACCAGUUUAAAUCUAAUGACGCCUGAUACGAAACAGAUCAUAGCAAAUCACCAUAUGCAAUCUAUUUCCUUUGCAUCUGGAGGUGAUCCGGAUACAACUGACUAUGUUGCAUAUGUAGCUAAGGACCCUGUUAAUCGGCGAGCUUGCCAUAUCCUGGAAUGUUGCGAUGGCCUGGCACAGGAUGUCAUCAGCACCAUAGGGCAAGCCUUUGAGCUUCGAUUUAAGCAAUACUUACGAUGUCCCUCGAAGACGCCUACUUUCCAGGAUCGGAUGCAGAGUUUUGAUGAGCCGUGGAUGGAGGAAGAGGGAGAGGCAGCAGAACAUCCAUAUUACAACAACGUCCCAAAUAAAAUGCCCCCUCCUGGCGGCUUCAUUGAUGCCAGACUCAAAGCGAGACUUCCCACUGCUGCGGAUACAGCUCAGUCUGCAGCGGGAGUGGGAAGAGAGCAAACCUAUUAUCAGAGUCGGCACCUAGGAGACAAAUUUAGUGAAGACUGGCAUCACGGGCCUGUUAAACAAGGAUCUUUGGAUGUUUAUAGCAUGCCAGAAGGGAAAUCACAAGUAACCCCGACGGCAGAGAUGCCAACGUACGUGAACACCCAGCAUAUAAAUAUGGAUGCUCUAUUGGCACUUCAGGCAGAUGCUGAAAGUACCUUCGGUGGAACAACUGAUAAUACCAAAGAGAGCAGCCCAGGAAAGGAUCUAUUUGACAUGAAACCAUUUGAAGAUGCUCUCAAGAACCAAACAUCUGAGCCUGUGUUGAGUAAGGCCACCUCCACUGAAUGUACCAGUCCUCUUUUAUCCAGAGCAGCUGACUGGACUACAAUGGAGGAGCUGAGUACAGAGCCUUGGUAUCAAGGAGAGAUGAGCAGGAAAGAAGCAGAACAGCUGUUAAAGAAAUGUGGAGAUUUCCUUGUGAGGAAAAGUACCACGAAUCCAGGCUCCUAUGUGCUGACUGGCAUGCAUAACGGACAAGCCAAGCAUCUUCUUUUGGUGGAUCCAGAAGGAACUGUUCGUACAAAAGAUCGUGUCUUUGACAGCAUAAGUCAUCUCAUCAACCAUCACCUUGAGAAUAAUUUGCCAAUAGUUUCUUCUGGGAGUGAACUCUGCCUGCAGCAGCCUGCUGAGAGGAAACACUGACUCCAGAUAACUCUUUUAGCUUUUGUAACUUGCAAGCUGUCACUGGUGGAAACUGCAGAUCUGAAAACAUGUACAUUAAAAAAAAAAGCAUAUUCGUAUAUAUUUCGCCAGUAUGUUUUCUUUAGGUUUAAGAAGCCCCAUUUCACACGAUACACUUGAAAAUUCUUAAUGCUUUAUGUGGACAUGAAGUCACAACAGAAGGCUUUCUUAAAAAGUAAUUUCAAUUAAAAUUGUUCCGAUUCUCUAAUGUGAAUAUUGAUAGUGUAUAUAUACACAUUAUAUAUAAAUACAGUAUAUAUUUAUAUUUUUCAAGUCAGUCUCUUGAAGGUAUGGAACUUCUGUGCCAUGUGUUUUUAACAGAAGAAACAUGCCAAUUGUGAUUGCUCAGAUAAAAAUAGAAUUCAGCAAUCUCAAUUUCUUGAGAAACUAAAUAUUGGGAAUCUUAUUUAUAAUUUUAUCGAAUAAGCACAAUUACGGGGAGAACACAGAAUGGUGUACAUUGGUUAACUACCAAGGAGAUUGAAUUCAGCAACUAGUAUUCCAACACGGAAAUUUAGCAUAAAACGGUUUUUAAAAGCGUUAUUCAGUGUCGCUGAUUUCAAAAGCAUUUUAUCUUUCUGAUGUUUGAAUUCUUAUAUGAUGCUAUUCAAAACAUUUGUAACUUGCUUUAACAAUGACUUGAUGUGAUCUCUCUGUGUACGAGGUAUGUGCAUUUGAUUUUUCUAACAAUUAUAUAACUUAAUAUUCUGCAACUUUAAUUUAUUAAUCUGAGUGCUAAGGUUAUUUACAAGUAGUUCUCUGCUUAUGGUGAAGAUUUAGGUGUCCUUGACUACCAGUCUCCAAUGAGAUGUUAUGUUCUGAUUAGACAAGUUCAAAUAAAUUGUGUUUAAUAGGUUUAAUACAAGAUGUACAUGGUUGGUCAAAGACAUAGGUGAAGAAUCUUUUCUUCUUAUAAACAGUGAAAACUAUCAUGAGUCAAUGAUCAGUUUUGCAAACGAUGUCACUUGGAUUUACUAAGUUAUUAGGUACCUCUUCCCAAGGUACCGCUUGAAGGUGGCCUUCAGCACAUGCUAGGUAUUACAAAUGUACUGCUUAUCUCUAGAUAUCAAGUUGGAAAAUAUAUACACUAGAGAUGUAUUUUUGGCAGAAAUAUCCUUGGCUUUUGGUAUUGGAAAGUGUUUUAACGAACGUUUGUGCUGUUCAAACCUAAGCACUGUAUGAAUUUACUUUCCUAUUGUAUGAACCUUAGUUCUUAUUUAUGUAGUGUCAUCAAGAGCCACAUUCAAUUUGCAUUUUAAUGAGCAGGCAGAGAUUGUGCCAGGAUAGCCAUCAUCAGAAUUUAUCCUUUUGUGUCCCAAGGUCUUCUCUAGCAUCAAGUCUUCAAACUUGAUCCAGAAAGGCUGAGACUCAGCAGGAUGAGUCUAGGUUAAGCACCUGCCUACCUUCAAGAAGUCAAUAGGACUACUUAAAGUUAGAUUUGGCUUUAAGAAUUUGCUAAAUUGGGAUAAAGUUGACAGAAGGAUUCACUUAGAAUCCAUUCAGAUAGGAUUGUUGUGAUAAAUUUCUGAAAUAAUUUUCUUGUGCUUUCUGCUUUUAAAUAUAGUAAAGUUGCCACUUGGGAAGUUUGUUUUUGUUUGAUCUCACGAACAAAAAUGAUUAAGGCAUCUAAGACUAAUCAUGUGACACAUGCAAUAAAAGUACAUUUACUUCUGUAAUCAAGACAUUCAGAAGCCAAACUGGGGCAUUCAGUGAACCAGAUACUCUGAUUCAUUUUAUUACACAUAUUUAUUAGUUAUUAGUUGAAAUGUCUAGGUUUGGGUAGGCACUGAGAGCGAAGGAAAGAAAUUAAAUGCUGCAUUGCAACCCAAAUUAGCAUGGCAGUGAGGAGAAUGGAUAUUUUCGAAGUUGCUUCAAUCGUUUACCAGUUUGGAAAGUGCAAGGGAAAAUGAAGAAAUCUUAUACCCCAAAGCAGUAGCCAUCCAACUGUUCUGGCCAUGAUUGUAGGACGGGAAAUAUUUUGUUCUGCUGAGUGUGCUUACACUGUGAAAAGUGACUCCAUUGACAUGGGUGCCCUGUUGUUAGGGCUGGAUCACUGGCUGUAGCUGAAUCUUUUUUCUCCUGAUUUGCUUUGCAUCCAUGAAGGCCAGAAUUACAACAUUUAAUAAAACUAAGAGGACUCUGAUUUCUCUGUUUCAUCACAGAAACUGGGGCCUUUGACAUGUCCAGAUAGUACCUAAACCUUAACCUGGUGCUGUUUAGAGAUCCAUUUUUUUAAUGUCUUUCAUGGUCAUACUGACAAAUUCUCUCUCUCUCUCUCUCUCUCUCUCUCUCUUUCUUUUUUUUUUGGUUAAAGCUACGCUUUUUCUAACCUCAGGUCUUGCAAACUGAAAACAGGACUGAAAGUCAGGGCAGGUGCUUUUGUUGUCAUCAGCAGGA
Molecule: messenger RNA, 5576 nt
Organism: Struthio camelus australis
Lineage: Eukaryota; Metazoa; Chordata; Aves; Struthioniformes; Struthionidae
Source: RefSeq, a predicted model, not a curated record